This is a messenger RNA of Xyrichtys novacula (pearly razorfish), 872 nucleotides long. NCBI's taxonomy places the organism in Eukaryota, Metazoa, Chordata, Actinopteri, Labriformes, Labridae. The record is from the annotation of a GenBank genome assembly.
AUGUCGCUCAUGGUAAUUGUGCCAAGGUCUGAUUUUAGGGUCGCAUCCAGCCCUCGAGUGAGUGCACCCCAAGAUAUCUCAAGAAUGAAAAUUGCAGUACUUCAGAAUUCCUCUGAGGUCUUUCACCUUGUCUUUUAUGGAGUCGAGUUGUGCAUAUUUAUAUAUUUUAAGGCUGAAAGCCCGAGCAUACCAUAGCAUACCAGUCCUCCUGAUUACAAGUGUUUAUGGCGCCGGGAAAACGGUGCCAUCAGAAAAGCAUAAAUCUGUCCGUUUUGCAGCUUAAAUAUAGGAAAUCCUCCGACAUUUUCAGAUUAUGGUCAGAGAGAAAUCUCACUUUUAUAAAUUAACAUACUUGCGUGUCAGUCUCGGUGCCUGCUGCUCGUCUUGAACCCACAGUAGACACUCGGAGACAUUUACAUGCGUGUGAUUAGAAGUUUGGAGAUGUUCAGAGUGGAAGUGUUGGCUCACCACCGCCUUAAAAUGACAAACCUCUGCUGAGCUGUUAAAUUCAACACCAGAACGGCUCUCCACAUCAGCCGCAGGACUUUGAGAUUAGUCGACCCCGUUUAAACCGUACCGCUCUGCCAAAUAAGAGGUUAAAGGUCAGAGACUCAGAUCUGUGAACCGUCUGGGAAACUCUGACUGAGUCGUGACUAACUAACACUCCUCUUUUUCAGGCCAGAGUCACCGGAGAGUCGGAUCGUACUGGUUUUACUGUGGCUGGACCGGCUCCCAAUGAAACGGCGAGUAAUGCUGACGAAGCAAAAAUCAAAUCAUUUGACUUCUCGUCUACUAUGAGCUGUGAACCAGCGAAGGCUCCAACCAUCGAUCGUGAAGCUGAAAGACGACUCUGUGAGAAACAAGGAUCAUAA